Molecule: messenger RNA, 1165 nt
Organism: Oncorhynchus kisutch (coho salmon)
Lineage: Eukaryota; Metazoa; Chordata; Actinopteri; Salmoniformes; Salmonidae
Product: antimicrobial peptide NK-lysin
Exons: 4
Coding region: 585-974 (129 amino acids)
Biological process (GO): defense response to bacterium; killing of cells of another organism; antimicrobial humoral immune response mediated by antimicrobial peptide
Cellular component (GO): cytolytic granule
Source: RefSeq, a predicted model, not a curated record
GUAAACCAUAUGCCAUGGUCAUCUCAGUCACCAGAUCUCAACCCAAUUGAACACUUAUGGGUGAUUCUGGAGUGGUGCCUGAGACAGCGUUUUCCACCACCAUCAACAUGACACCAAAUUAUGGAAUUAUUGUGGAAGAAAGGAGUUGCAUCCCUCCAGUGGAGUUUCAGAAACUUGUAGAAUCUAUGCCAAGGUGAAUUGAAGCUGUUCUGGCUCGUGGAUGCCCAACACCCUAUUAAGACACUCUGUUGGUGUUUCCUUUAUUUGGGCAGUUAUCUGUAUUUGUGGUACAGCUAGUGAAAAAGGAAGUCAGCUUUCUGAUCUUCGCUUUGAAAAAUGAUAGUGUUUCAAUGCCCAUUUAUAAAAUAACUUAAACGACAAUAUUGCCCCCCCACCCGGGCUCAGAUCCAAUCCCUUAACCUUGCUAACAACGCUCCUUCCCCUCCACAAUGGCAACCAAUCAAGCCAGAGGCAAUGGGUAAAAAAGAGCAGACGUUCUGUGCUAUCCAACCAGGACCAAGUUAACUGCACUGGCUUACAACAGUUGCUUUAUUAUCCAUUUCUACAUUUUGACUGAGAAGAAGAUGAGGGUCAUCAAUAUCGGUCUUCUGCUGGUUUGUGCAGCCUUUGCUCAGUCCUUCAAGUCUCAAGGUGGGGUGAGUCUGAGAAAGGAGGAGGACAUGUGGGGGAACUACCUAAUGGACAGAGAUGACAACCAUGCCGAGAUCAAAGCUGUCCUUCCAGGUACCUGCUUUGUGUGUAAGCGCAUAAUCAAAAAGAUCAAGACCAAGCUGAAUGGUGAUAAGAGCAAGGAUAACAUCACUGCUAUACUGGACUCUAUUUGUCGCAGCUUGUGGAAGCUGAAAGGUGUCUGCAACAAACUGGUCAAUAAAUACAAAGAACAACUGAUUGAUGCACUUGCCAGUGAUGUGGAUGCAGGGAAUACCUGUAAAAAAUUGAAGCUAUGCAAAUGAGAUACCAUUUACCCAUGACUGCCCUGGGCACAGGUCUGAGCAUACAUGUUCUGUCUGUUUUUUUUCAGAUGAACACGCUGUCAUAGCUUAGCUUUACAUUAUUUUCAUACACAACUGUCUGGAUGGAAUGGCAGUCUUUAAAGUUACUUGCAUUGCUACUGCAAUUUCAUUGAAUUAAAUACUGAAACUUA